AUGUCCCUCCACUCCACCCCACCGGAAUCACUCCAUUCCAUCGCACCAGAAAACCAAGGCUUGAAAGUGACGACGAUGCUGCAGAAUAGGCCCGAGCCACUUCAUUCUGUGGCACCUGAUCCAGAAAAUGGUGGCAGGGAACUGAUGACAGGUAUGUCGAAUACGCUGGAGGCCAGUGACACUGCCUAUCAGCUGGGUUACCCCGUUGGGCCUCUACAGAACAAUUCACAGUCCUUUUUGCAAAGAUCAUUAUACCAUAUAACUUUGAAGUUUGAAGAGAUUGUUUACAAGGUAAAUUGUGAAAGAAAAAAAAGUUUUUGUGGAGGAACAUUGAGCAAUACUAGAGAAAAAACAAUCCUCAAUGGGGUGACAGGGAUGGUCUGUCCAGGCGAGAUUCUGGCAAUGUUAGGUCCAUCAGGCAGUGGAAAAACCACCCUACUUACGGCUCUUGGAGGCCGACUUUCUGGCCGGUUAUCGGGGAAGAUUACAUACAACUUCCAGCCAUUUUCGGGUGCCAUCAAACGCAAAACAGGAUUUGUUCCACAGGAUGAUGUUCUCUAUCCACAUCUCACUGUAUUUGAAACUCUACUAUUUACUGCACUAUUAAGGCUGCCCAAUAGCCUCGCUAGAGAAGAGAAAUUACAGCAUGUGGAGCAUGUAAUAGCAGAGCUUGGAUUGAGUAGCUGCCGCGAUAGCAUGGUUGGAGGGCCAUUGUUUAGAGGGAUAUCAGGUGGGGAGAAAAAAAGGGUGAGUAUAGGUCAAGAAAUGCUGAUAAAUCCAAGUCUAUUGUUGCUAGAUGAGCCUACUUCAGGGCUUGAUUCCACCACUGCGAAACGGAUCAUGAACACGAUCAAGCGGCUCGCUAGUGGUGGCCGAACGGUGGUUACCACCAUCCAUCAACCUUCUGGGCGGCUCUACCAAAUGUUUGACAAGGUAGUCUUGCUUUCUGAAGGCUGCCCAAUAUACUAUGGCCCAGCAUCAACUGCCAUGGACUACUUCUCUUCAAUUGGGUUUUCAACAUCCAUUGUGAAUCCUGCUGAACUUUUGCUCGAUCUCGCCAAUGGAAUCAGACCUGAUUUGGAGCAUGGUGACAAUACACAACAAGAUCCAAAAUCCGUGAGAGAAUUUCUCAUCUCUGCUUACGAUAAGAACAUUUCUACAAGGUUGAAAAUUGAAUUGUGCAUUUCGGAUGUAAAUAGCUACACUUACACAAAGGAUGCCUCCACUAGAAAUGAUGUGAAGUUAGAGCAGUGGAGCACAACUUGGUGGCACCAAUUCAAAGUGCUGGUUCUUCGGGGACUGCGGGAGCGAAGAUUUGAAGCCUUCAACAAGUUAAGAACCUUCCAAGUCAUUAGCGUGGCGAUACUUGGUGGGCUUCUUUGGUGGCACACUCCGUCAUCUCACAUUGAUGACCGUCUUGCAAUGCUGUUCUUCUUCUCAGUAUUUUGGGGCUUCUACCCACUGUACAACGCCGUAUUCACUUUCCCUCAGGAAAGAAGAAUGCUGAUCAAGGAACGUUCAUCCGGCAUGUACCGUUUAUCCUCCUAUUUCCUUGCAAGAACAAUAGGAGAUCUCCCUCUCGAACUAGCACUCCCAACAGCAUUUACAUUCAUCUUCUAUUGGAUGGGCGGCCUAAAACCCGAACCCCUCAUCUUUACCCUCUCCCUCCUCAUUGUUCUCCUUAGUGUCCUCGUAGCCCAGGGCCUCGGCCUGGCAUUUGGGGCAAUACUCAUGGAUGUAAAACAAGCUGCAACUUUAGCCUCAGUUACAACCUUGGUUUUCCUCAUCGCUGGAGGAUACUAUGUUCGCCAAAUUCCAGCAUUCAUCGUCUGGUUAAAGUACCUAAGUUAUAGUUAUUACUGUUACAAGCUUCUUCUUGGGGUUCAGUACACGGAGGAGGACUUUUAUGAGUGUGCAAAGGGAGUUUAUUGCCGUGUUGCUGAUUUUCCUGCUGUUAAAUCAAUUGGUUUAAGGCAUUUGUGGUGGGAUUUGUUAGUCAUGGGAAUAAUGUUGGUGGGAUAUCGUUUUCUUGCAUAUUUAGCUUUGCGCCGGGUGCAGUAA
Fraxinus pennsylvanica is the source of this 2061-nucleotide messenger RNA. Lineage: Eukaryota; Viridiplantae; Streptophyta; Magnoliopsida; Lamiales; Oleaceae. The record is from the annotation of a GenBank genome assembly.